UGAGCGCAAAGCUGACCAUGCUACUUCAGCACGGCUGAAAUCAACUUCCGACCCAGCUUGUAUGAGGCCGACUGUCUCCAUUGGCAACCAGAGGAACAGACUUCGAGUUUACCGCAACAAGAACUGACAUAAUGGGAGACGCGGACUUCAGUAAAUACGAUUUAGCGAGUUUACAGGCCGAACUGGAACAGGAGAGAGAAAUGAAAGAGAUGCUGGAGGUGUCUGUGUGUGAUCUGAAGAGCACCAUGGUGGAGCUGGAGGGAAGACUUCACAGCGUGGACGGGGAAGGUAACGAGUGGAGGACGCGAUACGAGACCCAGGUAGAUCUGAACGGCCAGCUGGAGCGACAGAUUACACUCGUUCGCGAAAGAUUGGAGGACCUACAGGGAAACCCCAUGGAUCGACUAGCCUCAAUUCGAUCCUAUGAUGACAUGCCUGUGGAUUCACUGAGGCAAAGGCUGAAGGUCCUGGCCAAUGAGAAGGCAGCACUGCAGGAACAGCUGAUAGACUGCAGACUGAGGAUUGAACAGGAGGGGAAGGCCUUUCAUAAGACCAACGAUGAGAGACGUGCCUAUCUGUCAGAAAUAGCAAAGUUGUCAUCCACCCUGGACGCCACCAGACGGCAGUUCCUGUUCCAGCCACGUAGUAAGAGGGCACCAGAGAGCCGGCAGUAUUCAGUCCAGCCAUGCAGAGCACCAGAGAGUCAGAUGAGAAAAGGGAAGAAGACGUGCAAGCAGGCUGAAGAUGAGCCCAGCAGAAGAGAAAGAAUAGAAAAAAGAAGAGGAACCGAAGGAGUGAGGAAAGCUGAAACGGGGAGCAGAUUACCCACAGUAAAGCACUGAGACACCCCUAUGUCCCUCUCUCUCAAUACCUCUACCCAUCUCCCUCUCUGUUUCUCAAUCCAACAAGUCUGCUUUGAUUGGUGUAAUAAAAUGGUGU
This is a messenger RNA of Esox lucius (northern pike), 939 nucleotides long. It is a transcript of the gene ccdc169, whose product is annotated as coiled-coil domain containing 169. The record is from RefSeq and is a predicted model, not a curated record. The transcript is spliced from 8 exons. The coding region runs from base 132 to 842 and encodes 236 amino acids. Lineage: Eukaryota; Metazoa; Chordata; Actinopteri; Esociformes; Esocidae.